CUGACCCCUGCAGGCGGCACUGAUGGGCGGCACCACCAUGAUCAUCGGUCACGUUCUACCGGAUAAAGACAUCUCCCUGCUGGACGCGUACGAGAAGUGCAGGAGCCUCGCUGACCCCAAAGUUUGCUGUGACUACGCUCUGCACAUGGGUGUCACCUGGUGGGGACCCAAGGUGAAGGCGGAGAUGGAGACCUUGGUACGAGAGAAGGGCGUCAACUCCUUCCAGAUGUUCAUGACCUACAAGGAUGUGUACAUGCUGCGGGACAGCGAGCUCUACCAGGUGUUCCGGCAUUGUAAGGACCUGGGGGCCAUAACCCGGGUCCACGCCGAGAACGGGGACCUGGUGGCUGAGGUGAGAACCCACAAA
Molecule: messenger RNA, 367 nt
Organism: Nanorana parkeri
Lineage: Eukaryota; Metazoa; Chordata; Amphibia; Anura; Dicroglossidae
Product: dihydropyrimidinase-related protein 5-like
Exons: 2
Cellular component (GO): cytosol
Molecular function (GO): hydrolase activity, acting on carbon-nitrogen (but not peptide) bonds, in cyclic amides
Source: RefSeq, a predicted model, not a curated record